GUGUGUGUUGGGGUUUAUAUUAACUUGCCCAGGCAGCUGCUUUCAAUAUACAAUUUUUAGGAUAAACCACAUCAUGGCACUUAUACCUGUGGUUGAUUUCAAUGUUUACAAACUUGGCACCAGCGAUGUCACUGACAAGAACCUGCAGGGGUUAUCCAAAGAACUUCGAAAGGCUUUCACCGAAGUGGGGUUUGUGUAUCUCAAAAAUACUGGAAUAGAUCAAAAAGAGGUAGAUCAUGUCAUGGACAUUUCUAAGAAGUUCUUCCUGCUUCCUGAAGAAUGGAAAAAACCUUUCAGUAGGGGAAGUUACGCAAAUAACUGCAAUCAUGGUUGGGUGUCUUCAGAGACAGAAAGUUUGAAUCCUCGACGUCCAGGUGACUUGAAGGAGGCAUUUAAUACUGCAUCCUUGCGCACAGAUAUUAAAUGGCCCUCUGAUGGUGUUGAUCGCUUUCGUGACAUCCAAGUGGGCUUUUUCCUGCGCUGUAAGGAGCUUGCUCUCCGUGUACUCAGGGUUAUGGCUCUCAGUUUAGGCCUGGAUCCAGAGGUUUUUCUCAAAGCACAUAGCCACAUUGGAAGUGAUGAGAAUGUCAGCACCCUGCGCGUUCUCUAUUACCCUCCAGUGAAGGCUGGGAGUGUGAAGGAAGGUCAGAUCCGCUGUGGUGAGCACUCAGACUAUGGCAGUAUCACACUACUCUUCCAGAGCCAAGAGGCAGGCUUGCAGGUAUUAAAUCGUAAAGGGGAGUUUAUCUCAGCCCCAAGCAUUCCUGGAACAGUGAUGAUCAACAUUGCAGAUCUGAUGCAGAGGUGGACCAGUGACGUGUUUGUAUCUGCUGUCCACAGAGUUCUACUACCUCCUGUGGGUGACUCAAGCACAAGGCAGUCUUUGGCGUUCUUCAUGCAGCCGGAUAAUGAUGCCAUAAUUACGUGUUGUGAUGGCUCGGACAAAUAUCCUCCAGUGACAUCGGCGGAUUAUCUCCUCGCAAGAUUCAACGACUCUUAUGGCAGAAAAUAGAUCUGUGUUGUUCAUUGUGAGUGGAUGCUCAACUGCAUUUAGAAAUUAUCUCUGCAUAUGGGAUCUUUCACACUAGAAAGAUUUCUAAAUUGACGUUGACUUGUAUUUCAUUGCAGACAGAAUGAACCCAAGAUAUUUCAUGUUUUGUCUGAUCAUUUCAUUUGUUAAUAUACAUCCAUUCCUGCAUUUCAGGCCUGCAACACAUUUGGGAAAAAAAAAGGAAUGGAGGCAAUUUAGGGCUAGUAAUGAGGUAAAACAAUUAAAUAACGAUGUUAUUUACAAAAUCAGUAUCCAGGAAAGGCCUAGUCUUUGAGGAGUAAAGAUGGCCUGAAGAUCUCCAGUUUGUCAACAAAUGCGUGAGAAAAUUAUUGAAAUGUUUAAAAACAAUGUUCCUCAAAGAAAGAUAUGAAGGGAUUUGGAUAUCUCACCCUCUAUAGUGCAUGAUACCUUUAAGCGAUUCAAUGAAUCUGGAGGAAUUUCAGUGCGUAAAGGGCAAGGGCAUAAGCCUAAGCUGAUCACCUGUGAUCGCUGAUCCCUCAGACAGCACUGCAUCAAGAACUGUCAUUCAUCUAUCGCUGAUAUAACCACAUGGGCUCAGGAUUACUUUGGCAAACCUUUGUCAAGCACUAGGAUACGAAGUUACAUCCACAAAUGCCAGUUAAAACCUUACUGUGCAACAAGGAAGCCUUACA
Molecule: messenger RNA, 1704 nt
Organism: Neoarius graeffei (lesser salmon catfish)
Lineage: Eukaryota; Metazoa; Chordata; Actinopteri; Siluriformes; Ariidae
Exons: 7
Coding region: 74-1012 (312 amino acids)
Molecular function (GO): dioxygenase activity
Source: RefSeq, a predicted model, not a curated record